AGUUCGCUGCUAAAAAGUGGGAAUUUUUGUUUUUUUGAUCUUUUUUUGUGAAUUUGCUGAUAAGUAAGGUGAUAAGAGCAAGUUUGAGUCACUUGCAACUCCAUUCGUCGUUGUCAUUGUGAAAGUCAUCAUUCCCUGUCGUGCACAAAGUACAUAAAUCUGCGGUCGAGAUCCGGGUGUCUCAGAUGCCCAUCGAAAACCGCUCCGGAAGUUCAGAACAAAAACUUUCGCGUAAGUACAAAUCAUGGACCGGAACUCGGAAAUUCGGCACAUGUCGUCGCACCUGGAGCACGUGGCCGAUAUCCUGGACCGAACCGACGGAUGGAGAGAAAUUAUUGGUCUGAUUCCCAAGAAUAUAGAGGAUAUUUUCAUGACGCGACCCACGCCGAAGUAUACGGGGUUUCACGAAGACAAAAUCAACGAGAUAAGCAGAGAGAACAAAGUUUCGCCUUCUAAGUUACUGCUGGAAGAAUGGAGUAUAUCGGGUAGGGUAAGACCAACGGUUGGUCAUCUUUUGACGAUCUUAAUCCGCGCGAAUCAAAUACGAGCGGCAGAAUACCUCACAAAUUGGCUCAUGGAAUCUCCUCCGGAACGGCCGAGAAAUGGUCCCGCGGCACCGAUCGACAUCAGACUGCCCGAGGACUACCAGACGGAGUCCAUGCUGGACGGUAUGAGCUAUCCUCAGUCCUCGCAGUUACUGAACGGCUCAUCGAUCACGAACGCCAAUAAUCGCGAUUAUUACGACAAAGUGGGGCCAACGAAGCGGAUUGUGAUUGAAGAUCCGGCACAACCGACCACCGACGAUAAGCGACCUGCGAAUUCGUGCAGCAAUAACAACACGCCAGAACUGAAGGAGAACAAUAAUGGUGGGCCAGCAAACGAGACAGCGAACCAAUUCCAACCAGCAGACGAUUUGCUGCCGUCGUUUAACAAAUUAAUGGACACAUCAGUUGCCAGGACAACGGGGCCAAUGGAUGAAUCGUCAAAACUACAAAAUGAUCGUGACGUUGCGAUACCGGAAACCGUGGAUCAUGCCGGGGAGUCCUCGUACUCAGUAAGCCACUCGGAUAUGCCUCGUUUCGAUCUUCUGCGUGGUACAACCAGCAGCAGCGAACGCUACGUUGGGGAAGCGAACUCCAACAAUGAUAUUCCCAUGUUGUCUAUGCUGGGUACGGAUAGUGAAUCCUCUGUUUCGAUAGAAAACAGCGUGGCUGACCGUACUCACACUACUCCAGCGCUUUCGAUCUUUGAAACGAGGUCCUAUCAAUCUCAAGAGCAAACCAAUGACAAUACCAACUCGGAUGUAUCAAAUGCUAGUAAUUCCGGAGAAAUGGGAGACCUCAUGCUUUUCAGCGUGUCCGAAUUCUCGUACGAGCAUCUCGAACGUGUCACGGACAUGUUUAAUAGCAACGUUUUCAGCAACCGCGACACGCGGUCUCCUAACGGACGAUGGAUCGGUGCAGGUGGUUUCGGGGCCGUAUUUCUAGCGAUCGAUCUUACACCAGCCGUGCCCGUCGCUGCCGUCAAACGCCUCGCAUCCGGUACGUACAAGUAUCUGGAAAAGUUUCAACGAGAGCGUACAGUUCUUUCGGCCCAUUCACAUCCUAAUCUUCUGCGUCUGCUGGGCAGCUGCUCGAAUGGGCCCCAGCUGUGUCUGGUUUACGAGUAUAUGCAGGAUGGCGAUUUGGAAACGGCACUUUUGAAGAUGCGUACCAGCAGUUUGCAUCUCGGUGGAGCACGUCGACUGAAGUAUCUGCAAGACAUUGCAAGCGCAAUCGACUAUCUGCAUGCGCGAGUCAAUGUGAUACAUCGUGACAUCAAAUCGGCUAAUAUUUUGCUGAACGGUGAUGUGGCAAAGCUGUGCGAUUUUGGCCUCCUGAAACCGACGAGCUCUACGACGGACACGAAAAUCAUUGGCACCAGUGCCUACAUUGCUCCGGAAGCAGUGCGAGGAUCGAUUUCCGUGGCGAUGGAUGUCUAUGCGUUCGGUAUCGUCAUAGCGGAGACCGUCACCGGUGAGCCAGUGUUUGCGGCAGAUGGUUCCCGUACCGAACGUAAUCUCGACGGCUACAUAAGACGCCACCGAGGUGAAGGUCGGAACUUGGCAUCACUGGUGGAUCGGCGCGCCAUCGGGGUUGGUGGUGGCGAGGAACGCUGGAUUGAUGUGGGAAGUAGCUUGCUGGAAAUGGCGUUGAAAUGCUUGGAGGAUACAUGGUACCGACCUACGAGUGGUGUUCUGGUAACGCAAAUAUCUGAGAUGAGAAUUUAAUGGCUCAAAUCCGCAAAUAGGAGUGAUGGCUGGUAAUGUAUCCUUCGUGAUGGUAUACUGUUUAAAACAGAAUCGAUGGCAGACAGAAUGCCAUUGAAAUACUCAUUUUAUUUGUUAUCAAUCUGGGUGCCUUAAAACCGUCUUGGAUUAAACAUUCCAUUUUACAAUAAAAAAGUGCAAAAAUCUUGUUAAAACAGUUCCAUGUGAAGUUUUACCGUUUUUCUUUUAUAUUAGAGAAAAUUAUAAAAUAUUCUAAUCAUGA
Anopheles darlingi is the source of this 2531-nucleotide messenger RNA. RefSeq names its product dual specificity protein kinase shkD-like. The coding region runs from base 245 to 2269 and encodes 674 amino acids. NCBI's taxonomy places the organism in Eukaryota, Metazoa, Arthropoda, Insecta, Diptera, Culicidae. Gene Ontology annotation, cellular component: plasma membrane. Gene Ontology annotation, biological process: signal transduction; protein phosphorylation. The record is from RefSeq and is a predicted model, not a curated record. The transcript is spliced from 2 exons. Gene Ontology annotation, molecular function: ATP binding; protein binding; protein kinase activity.